Molecule: messenger RNA, 2809 nt
Organism: Dryobates pubescens (Downy woodpecker)
Lineage: Eukaryota; Metazoa; Chordata; Aves; Piciformes; Picidae
Gene: PLS1
Product: plastin 1
Exons: 19
Coding region: 305-2338 (677 amino acids)
Biological process (GO): actin filament network formation; actin filament bundle assembly
Cellular component (GO): actin filament; cytoplasm; actin filament bundle
Molecular function (GO): calcium ion binding; actin filament binding
Source: RefSeq, a predicted model, not a curated record
UGCUUGGAGAAGAGAAAAAUGGUUCAUAGUGUUCUAAUUUGCUUAAGAAAAAUAUACUUUUAUGCCAUGGAAGGAUAAAUCUCUUGACAAAGAACAGUUCAGUAUGUCCUACCUUCAAGCAGCAUCGAAUCUGGAAGAAUUGGCUUGGGACAAAAACUGAUAGCCUUGCAAAAGGGCAGAACUCUAGUUUAAUGUCAGAAGCCUAAGAGACUAGAGGUGCAUGAAAGCUAACUUGUCCUCACCAUGCCAGCUUGAAGAAUCUGAGGUAUAAGCAGCUGAGGACAACACUUCUUGCAGUGCAGAGAUGGAAAACAACAUAAUUACUGUUGCUUGUGAAGAACUUGAAGAGCUAAGAGAAGCAUUCAGUAAAAUAGAUAUUGACAAUAGUGGGUAUGUCAGUGAUUAUGAGCUUCAAGACCUGUUUAAAGAAGCAAGUCUGCCCUUGCCUGGUUACAAAGUCCGGGAGAUUGUAGAAAAAGUCAUUGUGGUGACAGACAGCAACAAGGAUGGAAAAAUCAACUUUGAAGAAUUUGUCUCUAUAAUUCAGGAAUUGAAGAGUAAAGAUGUCAGCAAAUCUUUCCGAAAAUCAAUAAACAAAAAGCAAGGUAUUACAGCAAUUGGAGGUACAUCAGCUAUAUCUAGUGAGGGAACACAGCACUCUUAUUCAGAGGAAGAAAAAGUUGCUUUUGUUAAUUGGAUAAAUAAAGCUCUACAAGAUGACCCAGACUGUAAGCACCUCCUACCUAUGAACCCAUCAGAUGCUAGUCUUUUUAAAUCCCUUGCAGAUGGCAUUCUUCUUUGCAAAAUGAUCAACUUUUCACAACCAAAUACAAUUGAUGAAAGGGCUAUUAAUAAGAAGAAACUCACUUCUUUCACUGUUUCUGAAAACCUAAACCUGGCUCUGAACUCAGCAUCUGCUAUUGGCUGUACUGUUGUCAAUAUUGGAUCACAAGAUUUGAAAGAAGGAAAACCACACUUGGUAUUGGGACUCUUGUGGCAGAUCAUUAAAGUUGGUCUCUUUGCUGAUAUUGAGAUCUCCAGAAAUGAAGCUCUUAUUGCCUUGCUAAAUGAAAGGGAAGAGCUAGAUCAGUUAAUGAAGCUUUCCCCAGAAGAGCUCUUGCUACGUUGGGUGAACUACCACAUGGCCAAUGCAGGGUGGCUGAAAAUCAGUAACUUCAGCCAAGACAUUAAGGAUUCAAGAGUAUAUUACCAUCUGUUAAAUCAGAUUGCACCCAAAGGAGACGACCUUGAUCAGUCACCCAUUAAAAUUGACUUUUCAGGAUUUCACGAUAAAAAUGACUUGAGGAGGGCUGAACAAAUGCUCCAACAGGCAGAUAAAUUGAAUUGCAGACAGUUUGUAACUCCAGCUGAUGUGGUUGCAGGCAACCCUAAACUCAAUUUGGCUUUUGUUGCAAACCUCUUUAACACAUAUCCAGCCCUACACAAGCCUGAUAAUUCAUCUUACGAUCUCAGUUUAUUAGAAGGAAUGGUGAGAAUCAGGGGUGCUGCACUCGGGAGAAUCAUCAGCAAUGUUCACACAUUCCUCUGCACUGCCUACUCCUGCCUUCCUCUUAUUGUUCCUAUCAGGUUUCCUUUCCAUCUAGAUUUGACCCCUCCUAAUGUAGGAGAAAGUAAGGAAGAAAGGACUUUCAGGAACUGGAUGAACUCCCUGGGUGUAAGCCCUUAUGUUAAUCAUUUAUACAGUGACCUCUCUGAUGCUUUAAUAAUCUUCCAACUGUAUGACAUGAUUCGUGUGCCGGUUGACUGGAACCACAUCAACAAACCUCCUUAUCCACUACUGGGUGGCAAUAUGAAAAAGAUUGAGAAUUGCAAUUAUGCAGUGGAACUUGGGAAAACAAAAGCCAGAUUCUCCCUGGUUGGUAUUGCUGGACAUGACCUAAAUGAGGGUAAUCCAACUCUGACGUUGGCUUUGAUAUGGCAGCUGAUGAGAAGGUACACUUUGAAUGUAUUAUCAGACCUUGGAGAGGGGGAAAAAGUAAAUGAUGAAAUUAUUAUGAAGUGGGUGAAUCAGUCACUUGCAAAAGCAAAUAAGAAAACUUCAAUUACAAGUUUCAAGGACAAAUCAAUUAGCACUAGUUUACCUGUACUAGAUUUAAUAGAUGCCAUUGCACCAAAAGCAGUUCGUCCAGAAAUGGUCAAGAGAGAAGAUCUUUCUUAUGAAGAUAAACUGAAUAACGCUAAAUAUGCCAUUUCAGUUGCUCGGAAGAUUGGUGCUCGUAUAUAUGCGCUCCCAGAUGAUCUGGUUGAAGUGAAGCCAAAAAUGGUGAUGACAGUGUUUGCGUGUUUGAUGGGAAGAGGACUGAACAAAAUCAAGUAAUGAAAACAUGGAAUAGAACUUUCUGCCAUGCUAAGCACAAUGAAUGCCUCACCGUUUACAGAGUUCUGAAGCUGAGUAUGUGAAAAUGUGUAUGCACAAAUGUACUCAUUGUAAACAUGAUUAGAAUGUACUUAUUAGUUAAAUUUUUAUUCAGUUUCAUAACACCUUGAACACUUAUGGAUAAUCCUGUUUUCAGAAUGUGUUCAUUACCAAAUUACCAUCACAGGUUUGCAUUGUUUUAAACAAACAAAAAAAACCCCACCCACAGCAUAUUAAUCAAGCUUCAUUUAUAGUCGUUUCUGUAGGAUUGUGAGGAUCUGCAUCAUUUUACAUGUGUUAUUUCAAGACCUAUUGUGAAACAUUGUUUGAUUCCUAUGGGUGUCAUUUACAUACCUUCAUCCAAGUCUCAAGGUGCAUUCCAACCCUGUUGCAUUACUCCUAACUGCACAGAAGGUAUUGUCUUUGCCUUAC